Messenger RNA from Nicotiana tabacum (common tobacco), 1125 nucleotides. NCBI's taxonomy places the organism in Eukaryota, Viridiplantae, Streptophyta, Magnoliopsida, Solanales, Solanaceae. The record is from RefSeq and is a predicted model, not a curated record.
AUGAAACAGCCUGUUGGCUUUGUUCAUCCACAAUUUCCUCAUCAUGUUUGUCGAUUGAACAAAGCACUUUAUGUCUUAAAGCAAGCCCCUAGGUCAUGGUUCCAUCGAUUCACUUCUUUUAUUCUAAGUACUGGAUUUCAAAAUAGCUUGUCUGAUCCCUCUCUUUUUAUUUAUAAACAUAACUCAGACAUUGCUACUCUUCUACUAUAUGUUGAUGAUAUUCUCCUCACUACCUCUUCUACUACUUUACUUCAAUCUUUAAUUCAGAAUCUUAAAUCCGAAUUUUCAAUGAAUGACUUAGGAUUAGUUAAUUAUUUUCUGGGUGUUUCUAUAACUGCUUGUGAUGGAGGUUAUUUUCUAUCUCAGUCCAAAUACGUGAAAGAGCUCCUUGGUCGUGCAAAUUUGCUUUCUUCCAAACCAGUUUCAACUCCUCUUUCUCCUAAGUCUCUACAACAUUCGGAUGAUUCUUCCCCUUUUUCUGAUCCCACACUUUAUAGAAGUCUUGUUGGUGGUCUUCAAUACUUGACAUUUACCCGUUCAGACAUUGCCUUUGCAGUUAAUCAAGUAUCUCAAUUUAUGCAUUCUCCCUUAGACAUCCACUAUACUGCUGUAAAAAGAAUUUUGCGAUAUUUGCAUGGUUCACUGAAUCAUGGUUUAUUUAUUCCUAGGGGUUCUAUUGACAGUUUACACUGCUAUAGUGAUGCAGAUUGGGCUAGUUGCUCUAUAACUCGUCGAUCCACUUCGGCCUACUGUAUCUUUCUUGGCCCGAGUCUUAUUUCAUGGUCCUCCAAGAAGCAGAAUGUUGUUUCCCGAUCAAGUGCUGAAGCUGAAUAUCGUGCAGAACUUCAUGUUUCUUCUUCUUCUUCGCCUUCCACAAUUUUCUGUGACAAUAUUAGCAGCAUAUAUUUGGCACAAAAUCCUGUUCAACAUGCUCGUACCAAGCAUGUCGAGAUUGAUAUUCAUUUUGUUCGUGAAAAAGUUGCCGCUGGUAUUCUUCGAGUUCAUUAUGUCCCUAGUCAAGAUCAACUUGCAGAUUUAUUAACCAAGGCACUUCCUUCACCGCGGUUAUUGGUUUUGCGCAACAAGCUCUGCAUUCUUCCAGACCAUGUAUCGCUUGAGGGGUGA